Molecule: messenger RNA, 1340 nt
Organism: Amphiprion ocellaris (clown anemonefish)
Lineage: Eukaryota; Metazoa; Chordata; Actinopteri; Pomacentridae
Product: akirin-2-like
Exons: 6
Coding region: 170-718 (182 amino acids)
Biological process (GO): positive regulation of transcription by RNA polymerase II; positive regulation of innate immune response
Cellular component (GO): nucleus; chromatin
Molecular function (GO): transcription coregulator activity
Source: RefSeq, a predicted model, not a curated record
AGCCGACAGCCUCUAUCAAAAACAGGCAGCUAAGUUGCGUUAGCUAGCCCUUCUAUCUAACAGUUGGCCCGCAGCUGGCUGAUCGUCACUUCAACUUUUAGGAAGCAACUUUUACAACAACACGAGUUGGUGAACGCAGUGGGACAGACCGAGUUCUCCUCCAAAAGUCAUGGCGUGUGGAGCCACCCUGAAGAGGACCAUGGAUUUCGAUCCGCUAAUGAACCCUACGUCCCCCAAAAGACGAAGAUGCAUUCCCGUAUCCCCGUCGUCCUCAUCCCCUAGGAAGUACCUUAGCAUGGAGCCCUCGCCAUUUGGGGAAUCGUCGUCCAGACUUAGUGCAGAACAAAUCCUCAACAGCAUCAAACAGGAAUACAAACGCAUUCAGAAGAGGAAGCAUCUAGAUGGAGGCUACCAACAGUCAGAGUGCUGCUAUUCUCCAGAAUCCCCAUCCCAGUCGUCUACUAUGAAUGUUUCCAGCAUUCCAGGAACAUCCUCUGGAGGGGUCUCUCCAACUAGAAAAGAACAGCCACUAUUCACCCUCAGACAAGUGGGAAUGAUCUGUGAACGCCUGCUGAAAGAAAGGGAAGACAAAGUCCGGGAGGAGUACGAGGAGACCAUGACUUCAAAAUUGGCUGAACAAUAUGAUACCUUUGUGAAGUUCACACAUGAUCAGUUAAUGCGACGAUUCGGAGAGCAACCUGCAAGCUAUGUUUCCUGAGUGUGGCACAGAAUUUUUUGCAAGACGGCCUUCUCUUGCUGCAAGCUAUCACGUGAUAUCUCAAGAAAGGAAAAAAAAAAAACUCGUCAUUGUAAGAGAUUCAGUUUAGCUAGUUUAAAUGAAACUUUUCUUACUGUGCCAUAUAUCUGUCUUUGGGCAAAGGUUUAUAUGAAGCUGUUGUCAGUUGUUACCACUCUGUUGUAAGCAACUAGGUGCUUCCUAAUGUAAAUGAAUGGACCCUAUCUCUACCAGUGGCCUAUGUUCCUCCAGCUGUACGUGUAUCUACAGUUAUCUCACUUUUGUAAUGAUUCCCAGCAUUCCAGGCUUUGUCACUUGUUUCCGUUUGUUACAUGUAAAUACGAUAAAGCAGUGCAGAGUUUUACACAAAGUUUGCUGGUCAAUCUGAAAGGAAAUGGAAGAAACACAAGUUGAACAGAGAGAAUAUGUUUAGAGUUAAUCCUCUGUUAAUUGCUUUUUUAAAAUUGAGCAUAAAGUGGGCUAAUUUGCUUUUUCCCCCCCCUCCUUCCUACCAGUGUUUUAUUUAUUUUGAGUUUUGUUCUGCUGGUAUCACUUUGAAACAAAUGUACUUAUUGGAAAAAACAAUAAAAAUCUUUUAAGAGUU